AAUGAAGCCAUUUUCAAACUUCACUGUAACUGUAUUGGAUAUCUUCCCGCCAUAAAUUUUGUUUACUAAAUUUUAAUUUUUUUCAGGCUGUCAUUUGAAAGUUAAAUUUUAGUUCUAUUUCAGCUUAUAGAUAUUUAUUAGAAUUAAAGGAUGGGUAUUCAGGGGUUAGCUAAAUUAAUAGCAGAUUGUGCGCCCACAUCAAUGAAAGAAAAUGAGAUAAAAAAUUAUUUUGGGCGAAAAAUUGCUGUGGAUGCAUCAAUGAGUAUUUAUCAGUUUUUGAUAGCUGUUCGCCAAGAAGCGAAUAUGUUAACAAAUAGUGAAGGAGAAACUACUAGCCAUCUGGUUGGGUUGUUCUAUCGUACCAUUCGUAUGGUUGAUAAUGGCAUUAAACCUGUUUAUGUUUUUGAUGGAAAACCUCCUCAAAUGAAAUCAUCUGAGCUUGAAAAACGUCAAGAAAGGAGAGAAGAAGCGCAAAAGAAUUUAGAAAAAGCUGAAGAAGAAGGUGUUGCUGAAGACAUUAAUAAGUUCACUAGAAGGUUGGUUAAAGUUACAAGACAGCAUAAUGAUGAAUGCAAAGAGUUAUUAAGGCUAAUGGGAAUCCCUUAUGUUGAAGCCCCUUGUGAAGCUGAAGCACAAUGUGCAGCUCUUGUAAAGGCAGGCAAAGUGUAUGCAACGGCUACUGAAGAUAUGGAUGCCUUAACUUUUGGCUCUAAUGUUCUUCUUAGGCAUAUGACUUUUAGUGAGGCAAGGAAAAUGCCCAUUAAAGAAUUUCACCUAAAUCAUAUUUUAGAAGAAACUGGCUUAAAUCAUGAUGAGUUUAUUGAUCUCUGUAUACUUCUGGGAUGUGACUAUUGUGAAAGUAUCAAAGGCAUUGGACCAAAGAAAGCAUAUGAAUAUAUCAAGAAUUAUCGAUGCAUUGAGAAAAUCAUUGAAAAAUUAGAUUCUAAGAAGUAUAAAAUUCCAGAGGAUUGGUAUUAUAAAGAGGCCAGAGAAUUGUUUAAAAAACCUGAAGUUACUGAUGGUGAAAAUGUUGAGUUGAAAUGGAAUGAUCCAGAUGAGGAAGGUCUCAUCAAAUUUUUGUGUGGGGAAAAAAAUUUUAGUGAAGACAGGGUAAAAAAUGGUGUUAAAAAGCUAAUGAAAGGUCGUCACGGAAGUACACAAGGAAGAUUAGAUAGUUUCUUUACUGUAAUCCCAAAGAAUAAUCCUGUAAAACGAAAGAUAUUAUUUUAUAGGCUGAAGAAAAUGGUUCUGCGAAAAAAGGAAAAGCAUCACGUGGCAAAGGAUCAUAUAAAAGAGGAAAAUAAGGUUGAUUUAUGUUAAAUAAUAAAAUGGAUCUAAUCCUGUACAUAUUUUUAAAAAAUUUGUUUUUGUCUUUCUCAUAAAAUAAACUUUUAAAUGUCA
Parasteatoda tepidariorum (common house spider) is the source of this 1401-nucleotide messenger RNA. It is a transcript of the gene Fen1, whose product is annotated as Flap structure-specific endonuclease 1. Gene Ontology annotation, cellular component: nucleus. Gene Ontology annotation, molecular function: magnesium ion binding; manganese ion binding; 5'-flap endonuclease activity. Lineage: Eukaryota; Metazoa; Arthropoda; Arachnida; Araneae; Theridiidae. The record is from RefSeq and is a predicted model, not a curated record.